AAAAAAAAAAAAAAAGAAAGAAAGAAAAUGAUGCCAAAAGAUUUAUUCAAAAUUAAACCAGCAUAUGACCCAAGCCAGUAGAUUCCCACAGACUCAGUUCCUUUUAAGAGAAUCCUACAUACGACUUUAAGGGUUAAAUCUGUUGUGUAAUUCCAUUUGGCUUUGGCAGAGCUCAAAGCGCCAGCAGAAGCCCUGCCUCAGCAGUUUAGCCUGCCCAAUAAAGCAGCAGGCUUCAUACCACUGGGACAGUCUGACAACCACAGCCAGAGACAAACCCAUGCCACUCUGUCCAGCAGCUGGGAGAGGUCCCAGCACAGGCACAGACACACACACACACACACACGGGGACAAAUGUGCCUCGACACAAAUUCACAAACACAUGCAUACAUACACAAAAAUAUGAAGCUCACAAAAAUAAACAUCAGCAUUUGGCCUUUACUCCAAGAUGCAAGAUGAGCAUUAUUCCUGGUGACUGAGGUGAUGGAAAUGCAUUUUCAGCAGUUUACUGUGUAUGCUUCUUAGAACUGCACACAAUGUGACACACACACACACACAAACCACGAGACUUGACCAUCACUUUGGAGUUCUGGGGGUUUUGGGCCACGGUCCAGGACACACUCGGAACACAGGAAAUGACAUUUCCUACGUUUUGCAGGACACACAAGAGAAAGAGAGUGAGAGAGACAGCCACAGGGAGAGGGAGGCAGAGAGUACUGGAAGAGAGUGGGAGUUUCUAAGUGGGAACAGAGCCUUUACUGUUUCAUAUUACACAGAAAAGAGGAGAAAGAGGAGAAGAGUUAAUGUGAUCCUUGUCCUGACUAAGGCUCUGGUCACAGAGGUAUGCCAUGCUCUUAAUGUGACAGUGACCCCUGGGCCUGUCGUCUUGGUAACAGAGAACGACAACCUGACACUGUCCUGUCUGGUGUCUCAAAGGAAGAGGACCACCAGUGUCCUGAUUCUUCGCUGGUUCUUCUCUCCCCUAACCGCUCCUACUCCUGUCCCUCCUGCUUCCCUUCCACCCAACUCUCCUCCCGUACUCGACCACCCGCAGUUUCUGAUUGUAAAGAUGGGCAUAAGGAAAAGGAAUCUGUAUGGGAACUACACCUACCGUUUCCCACAACCAAAGUUUCAUCUGCAUGAGAAAACGGAGGGAGAGGUGUACCAGUUGCGGAUUCUCAGCGUGACUGGGUCGGACCAGGGUUUUUACAGCUGUAAAGUUCAGGAGAUCCGCAAACACAGAGACAUAUGGAGAAUCACUUCCAAUGGUACCAGCACCACACAGCUGACAGUGCACUUUACACCCGAGGAUGGUAGCAGUGAAGGAUUGUGGCUUUUGUUUGCAGAUGUGUAUCUGUGCGCUGUGCUGAUCUGUUCACUGGGCCUGCUGUCCAUCUUCCUAUUCACUCUCGUCCUAAUCUGCCAGUACUUCUACAGAAGACACAGGCUCAAAUCCAGUUACCCUCUGGUCAAGUGUCCAGAAAGCAGCUCAGGAGAGACUGUAACAAGCUCUAGUAGUUGCUCCAGUUCCUCCCCAAGCGCACAAAGGAAAGACAUGAGACAGAAAACUGACCGAACACAAGCAGUAGCGCCACCUAAGCUACCUGAAGAGCCUCCACUGCACAUACCAGCCAAAGUGCCCGUUGCUGCAAAGAGACCUCGAAAGCCCAGAAGGUUGAAGACUCAGCCAAGGAGAUCUGCCACUCCUCGAAUAUCACAGGAAGAGAGCCUGACAUAUGCAGAGCUGGAGCUUGUCCGACCGAGACAGGAGCCCCCGGUCCCUUCCACCCCCGACCCCACACCCUCCAGCCCCGACACAGUCUAUGCUCAGAUCCUCUUCCAGGAGAAAUACCUGUAAACAUGUAAGCUUGGUACCUCCUGCAGAGAUCCAGCUCUCCGAUCGGAACAGUGUGGCAGCAGAAGGACUAUAUUUAUGAACUGUUAGUAUGACAUUUAGCAUUUGUUUUCUUUUUUGGAUGCAAGUAUGCCACAUGUGUGGGUAAAUGGGAGGCUUGUGCUUGCUGUGUUCAGUUCCAGUUCCAGCACAGCAGCUUUCAGGUCUCAUAACUUUGUUUCUUUGUUUGUUGGCAUCACUGGCCUGUGAGCCAGAUGUUUAUAGAAUGCUCUUACCGUUAACUAUUCUUUAUAAACUCAGGAGACUGUGUGGGAAGAAACUGUUGUCCAGGCUCUCUUACUGCAGUGUAAUAAGGCACUGUAAAAGUCAGUUUUUAAAUGCAUUUAUGAUUACAGUACUAAUACAUCAUAUUAAGAGAUGCUAAAGAGUACAGUGUUUGAUUUCUGUAAAUACAGUUUUUAAAUGCAGCUUUUCUCUAAAGAAGGGGUGGAUUCCACUUUGCUUACGAAUCUGGAAAUUUUAGACACAUAUACAAAGUGUGUUUUCAGAGAAUAAAAACAAUACAGCACAGUCUGACAAACAUAACAGGAAUGUUUGAUAAUCUUUCAAAGUUGGGAAAUUUCCUCUCUGCAUCUAAUGAUGAAAGUUACACAAUAUUGAAACCAUUCAACUGUCUCUAGGGUUUACAGAGAAUGGCUAAGAGAAAAAAAAAAGUUGAACAGCGCUUUUUGUGGUCAAAAUGUCUUAUUGUGGUUGGAGAACAGACAGACUGCUUCACACUAAGGUGUGCAGAAAAGCAUUUCUGUAUGUGCAACAUGCUGAAGCAGAGACCACACCGGGUGCCACUCCUGUUGGCUAUGAACAGGAAACUGAGGCUGCAAUUCAUAGGAGCUAACCAAAAUUGCACAAUAGAAGACUUGAAGAAAGUUGCCUGGCCUCAUGAGUCUCAAUUUGUCCUGCAACAUUUAGAUAGAAGAGUCAGAAUUUGGUGCAAAAAAGACUAAAGCAUGGCUUCAUCCUGUCUUGGAUCAAUGAUUCGAGUAUGAUGCUGCUGGUGUAAUGAGGAGGAUAUUUUCUUGUGUUGUUGCUGAGCAUGCCAAUGCCUUUAUGAUCACAGUGUACCCAUCUUCCGACAGCUGCUUCCAACAUGGUACAAAGAUCAAAUCAUCUCAAACUGGUUUCUUGAAAAUGACAAUGAGUCGACUGUACUCAAAUGACCUCCACAGUCACCAGAGUUCAACCCAACAGUGUACUUUGGGCAUGUGGUGAAACCGGAGAUUCUGGUCGUGGAUGUGCAGCUGACUGCGUGACGCUAUCAUGUCUGAGGAGAUUUUGGUCUAUAUUAACACGAUAGCAUGUAUAAGAUGAAACAUUUAAUAAACUGGUGUAAUAGAUCCAAUACUUUGCCACCUUCAGACAAAAGGCAGACCAACAGUUUCUAGUAUUUAUGCUAAGCUAACAAAUGUAUCAAUCUUCUCAUCUAUCAACAAUAAACAUGCAUGAUUCCUAAUAAAAUAGUAGAAAGAAUAGAAAGAGCACAAAGUGCCUCUAAUUUCAAAGUGUACUCACUGUGGCACAAGCAUAAAUAGCAAAUAUAAAUCUUAGAAGCAGCAGACAUAAAGCUCGGGGAAAGGUGAAGGGUGCAGGCCAUUUUGUGAAGGUCACUGUGAGAAAAAUGGGAUGAAGAUGGAGGAAGAGAAUGAUGCAAAUCCACACCUUUCCCUUGGUGAGUGGGAGAGAUUGAGAGAGACCAUCAUCCCCCACAGUUCAUACUCACUGACUAGAAUGAACCCACUAAUGACUACAUUUAUUCAAAUUAGACUAAUUGUAAUCAUGGUUAAUAAUUAGCUUUACAGUGCAUUAUAAUUGGGUUAGGCUACAAGAUGGUUCUGCCUAGGUGCAAUAAUUUAUUUGAUUUAAUUAUUCUGAGGAACCCAAUGGUUUGACAUUUCAUAUCAUAAAACCAGCGAUGUAGAGAGAAUGGAGAUAGCCGUUGUCUUUAGAGAAGGUCACUGCUAGCUCUCUGGGAAAAUUAUGAGGACCAUUUUCCACUCUAUUAAGCUACUCCACUUAGCACAAUUAGCCACACACACAAAGGUUAAAGAGAGAGACCUCUUCCUUUAUGAUAGAGAGGAGUGGCGCAUGUGCAUGAGAGAGCAAGUAGAAGACAGAAAGCAAACAAACCUCCACAAUCAACAGCCUAACAUGCCCACUUAUUCACUGGAGUGCAAGUGUGAUAAUGUAAGUGUUGCUAUUAGACUUUUCAUCUGCAAGUUGGGACGAGUUUCAUACCACAUCUUGUGAAAUUUGUCAGAUACUCUGUUUUUUUGGUGUCUAAAAGGGAAUAUCUUUGGGGAUAAAGAUAAAAACACACACAGACAAAGCUGUGUUAAUAAAACCCACACACAUUUAAAAUCGCCCAUUACAGACAUACUUAAUAUGAUCACAGAAAAUUUGAGGCGGGUAAGUGGUACAAAAAGGGCUGUCCAAAAAACCCUCAUAAAUACCGUAUUACAAAGCAAAAUGAAAGCACAUUGCUGGCUUUACUAUUUUGAGUUUCCCAAACUAUUCACAUCAAACUUUACAGCCUGAAAUUUUCUUGCCACAAACAUUUACCAGACCAAAAUAUUACAACGCUCACAUGAUUAAAUGCUGACUUAUUUGUCUCUUCACAACAGUGUUUGCUUGACUUGCAGUUUCUCUCAGAAAUGUUUAAGUGAAAAAGCUGCAUUUCUCAGGAACAGUUUAUGAAGCACGCAUACUCCUGGUCAACAUUCACACACUCCUUCUCAUGUUCAGUUUAACAGUGCCCAUUUCGACCACAGGCUUCUGCUGUGGGCCCUAGAAAGCUCUGCUUAAGCAGUAAGGGUCCAUUUAAAUGACUGUAUGAGUGUUUCUCUCAUACGAAUCCUUCCACCAACUCUGGAAAAA
Messenger RNA from Oreochromis niloticus (Nile tilapia), 4783 nucleotides. RefSeq names its product V-set and transmembrane domain containing 4a (gene vstm4a). The record is from RefSeq and is a predicted model, not a curated record. The coding region runs from base 512 to 1855 and encodes 447 amino acids. Lineage: Eukaryota; Metazoa; Chordata; Actinopteri; Cichliformes; Cichlidae. The transcript has 9 exons. Gene Ontology annotation, cellular component: membrane.